CUCCUCCUCUUGCUUGCAUGGGACGGGGAGGGUAGAACUUAAGUAGUCAGCUCUCUGCCAUUGUUCUCGUUCUGUAAGUCUGGGAACGGGACGGGACGACGCUGGUCGGGUACCGGACGACGGGUCUGUCGUAAUGACGGGCUCCGGUCCGAAGCUCGGGGUCCUGCUGCUGUUGGCGGUUCUGCUGCAGACUGUGGUAGUCACCAUCACCGUGCUGCACUUCACAACUGCGCUCAAUUCGAUGACGGAGACGUUUGCCAGGAGCAGUGUUUCCUGCCUGACGGGUGCUGACCUACAGAGCAUCACAGCUGUACGUGGUGAUCCAUGCUGGCAGGUCACUCAGCAGCUUCACCUACUCAUUGAGAAGUCUCUCUCUCAGCUUUACCAGAAGCAGAUUUCAUCAGCAGUCAGAGAUGAAGUAUCUCGAGUGCUGCCCUCACUUGUGAUGGCAGACAGGGCUUCGCCUCGCCCUAAAGUUGCAGCCCAUGUCACUGGCAGCUUUGUGCCCAAACUGGAGCGAGAGGGAGGAGCUCCAGUCUCUGCUGGGCGCCGCGUUCAGGGGCAGAAGAUUUCUUCGUGGGAGGGGCAGAAGGGGCUGGCCUUCCUGCAGGACGUCCAGCUGGUGGACGGAGAGCUGGUGGUGCCGCAGCCCGGCCUCUACUACGUGUACGCCCAGACCUACUUCAGGCACACCCACUCCCUGGGGAAGGAGGGUGAGGAGAGCGAGGAGCCAGAGGACAGAGGGAGACCGCUGCUGCAGUACGUCUAUAAAAAGGUGAGCUCCUACCCUGUUCCGAUCCUGCUGAUGAAGACAAGCCGGACGUCCUGCUGGUCUAGGGGAUCCCAGUUUUCUCUGCACUCUGCCCACCAGGGGGGGCUGUUCCCACUCAGCAGCGGCGACCGCCUGUUUGUCACUGUGACUAACGCCUCUGCUGUGGACAUGGACGAGAAAAGCAGCUUCUUUGGUGCGUUUCUCAUCAGCUAGACAAGCAGAUGCAGGACUUCGGAUCCCAAAAAAGAAGCUAAGAAGACAAAAUAGACCAAGAAAACAUAGACCCCAACUGUUCAUGACCUUACAAAAAAAAAAAAAAAAUCCUGUAAGUCAUUCUAAUGAGAUCCUUUGUCAAAAUAGUGAGCUGGUAUCUUAAAAAUUUUGAUAUAUGUGGUACCUCAAAAUAAAAUAAUUCUAAAUAUAAGUCACUAUUUUGAGAAGGUUCCUUUCUUGUUCUUAUGAGUUACAGGAUUUUAUUGAAUCACGUUGGAGGGUUUUUAAAAAAUUACAUUUUUGUGAUUGUCUGCUUUAACUCAGAGACUAAAAAACUGCUAGCUCUGUGAUAAUCUAGUGAUUAUCUACUGUACUUUAUUUCAAAAUUGUAACUCAACUCACAAAAUGACCUUGAAACAGCCCACAGAUCUCCACAAAGGGGGGUUGUGUGGACAUCAUAAGCUCAGAGCUGAGCUGUGCCACCUAGGAAAGUAAAGUUGUAGCAGUUUAGACCUUUGCAGACUUUACACCUCCAUCUUAUUAAUAUUAUAGCAAAUGUGGGUGACUCAUUCCUCACUGAAAAAUUGGAGGCUGCCUCUAAGAAUUUUUUGUAUAAAACUCUGAUCAGGCUGAACAUUAGUACCGUAAUAAUCUGAUUGCGCCUCCGUAAAUGUUAGGCGAGUCUCUGGAUGAGUUUUGUGUAAAGAUGUAAAUAUUGCGCUAUAUUGUGUGUUUUUAUAUUUCUCUAGAACUCUCUGUGAAGUCUCCUCUCUUCAUUUUUACUUAGUGACGUCCAACAUAAGAACUUUUGUUACCAUUACAGACCCUUUCUUCUUACUCAAGGUGUAAUUUUGUCACUUUUUCCUCAAUGACUUUUACAGUCAAUUUUAAAAACACCUUUUCUUACUAAUAGGACUCUGCACUGUGCUUGUGUUGGCUGCAGGACCACAGUCUCUCUUUUUACUGUCAGUCUUUCAGCAUGUUGGCUCAUCCAUCAUAACGAUUCUCCAAAUGGCGCAUUAAAUGCUCCCUAACGGUUGGUAUUCUUGGGCAUUCAUGUCAUGUUGGAUUAACUGCAGAUGUGACAUGACUUUGGAAAGCAAUCACUCAUCAGCAUCCAAACAGCAGAAAUGUGGGAUUGUUUCUCUGGAGCUCAUCUGUCUUCCAUGUGACUGUUGCAAACAGUGCAGCAAAUCCACUGAUACUCAAGAAUACAUAAACCAGAAUGAUCAGUUAUAUUAGACUGAAGGAAAGCCAGAUGAAUAUAACAGACAUGGUCUACUUACUACAUUUCUCACGGAACUCAGAACUACAUCAUGUGGUCUUCAUCAGCUGAUGAAGAUAAUAUCCAUUAUACAGCUGCCUGUAAUUAGUGACCAUACUUAUGUCAAAUGAUGACAAAUGAAUGGCUGCUGAAGGCCAUAAGAUGUGGAAAUAGCAGCUUGACUGAGAUCUCUACUGUAGCUGUUAGUCAAACUUCAAGUGCAGUUAAAUUGACUGAUUUUUCAAGUUUUAACAAUCAAACAUUUUUUUUCUCAUUUGACAUGAAUGCAGCUUUCACUUUAGCACUUUUCCUUUUUCUCCGCCUUAAUUUCUUGUUUUUCCCCAAAUGUAUAGACUUUCUUUAAAAAGAUUUAGUGUUGGUGUCCACAAAGAUCACUGAGGGAAACGUGUACUCCAGGAACAAACAUGAUGUAAAAUCAAUAGUGGUGGCGUAAAGGCCUUAGUUGUGUCCCUUACUAUGGAUGAGAUGACACUGAUGUAAAUGCAGCCAGUACCUUAUGAUCUUCAUACGGAUAUAACUGGAAACAUCCACCUGCAGUCAGUCUUCUCUGUCACCUGGAAAAAGUGCACACCUGUACACAAAUCAGGUUGUUGACAUUUAAACACAAUUUGAAUUGUUUGCCAGAUUGACCAAAACUAAAUGUGAAUGUAAAUAGUGAGAGAUUUUGUCUGUAAAUAUGUGAAAUAAAGACAGUGUACAUGAAA
Messenger RNA from Scatophagus argus, 2974 nucleotides. It is a transcript of the gene tnfsf10, whose product is annotated as TNF superfamily member 10. The coding region runs from base 134 to 985 and encodes 283 amino acids. Gene Ontology annotation, cellular component: membrane. NCBI's taxonomy places the organism in Eukaryota, Metazoa, Chordata, Actinopteri, Scatophagidae. The record is from RefSeq and is a predicted model, not a curated record. Gene Ontology annotation, biological process: immune response. The transcript has 6 exons. Gene Ontology annotation, molecular function: tumor necrosis factor receptor binding.